GCAGUCAAAACAUUAGUGUAUUUGUCUUAUUUAAUUUAGUUAGUAACGAAACAAGUUUUAUUUUUUGUAAAACUGCGAUCGAAUACUGCGUAUUACCGUUACCUGUCUUAAUUACUUGUAACCUAACUUCUUAGAGGUUAUUUUCAACAUUAAUUCUGUAACUAAGAAAUCAUUCAGACUUUGACUCCCGACCUUCUUUUCUGCGAUCCUCCCCGUGUUGAGCGUUAUGGCUGCCACCGUUGGAAGAAUUUGCAGGUCGGGGCUGUUGAAAACUAAGCCUUCACAUAUUCCUCUUCAGGUUUCAACAUUUUCCACUGCAAAGGGAUGGUCCAGAGGGCGCAAAGCGUUUUACGCCACUUGCGGGGUGGUGGCCGGGGGAGCAGGCGCUUUGUUGUUUGCGUUGGAUCAGUCCAUCAAGGCUGAGGAUCUUGAGCUUCAUCCACCCAAGAACCCCUGGACCCACAAUGGGUGGUUCGACUCCUAUGACCAUGCAAGUAUGCGGCGGGGGUAUGAGGUUUACAAGCAAGUGUGUGCCGCAUGCCACAGCCUCAGGUUUAUCGCCUACCGUAACCUCAUCGGAGCCACACACACGGAGGAAGAGGCUAAAGCUGAGGCCGAGGAGCAGAUGAUCUUAGAUGGACCGGAUGACACUGGCAACAUGUUCAAGCGACCAGGCAAGCUGUCUGACUACUUCCCUAGUCCGUAUCCCAACGAGGAGGCUGCCAGGGCUGCCAACAAUGGAGCUUAUCCCCCGGACCUGAGCUACAUCACUGCGGCCCGCCAUGGUGGAGAGGACUAUGUGUUUGCCCUGUUGACUGGCUACUGUGAUCCCCCGGCUGGAGUUGUGCUCAGGGAAGGCCAAUACUACAAUCCUUACUUCCCUGGUGGUGCUAUUGGCAUGGCCCAGGCUCUCUAUAACGAGAUUAUCGAGUAUACCGACGGCACACCGGCCACUCAGAGUCAGCUAGCCAAGGAUGUCUGCGCCUUCCUCAAGUGGACUGCAGAACCUGAACAUGACACUAGGAAGAAGAUGUACAUGAAGGUUCUGGUUGUAAGCGCAACCUUGAUCGGUAUGACUGUGUACUGGAAGAGACACAAGUGGAUCUCACUCAAGUCCAGAAAAAUUGCAUUCAAGCCCCCGUCAAGCCAAGAAUAAAAGGCUAACUGUAGUUGAAAAUGUGGUUACACGUAUUAGUAAAAUACAUCAAACGCAAUCUAGCGAUGCUAUUCACUCAAAGGUUUUAAAAUUGUAUUUAUGAAAUGUAAAUAAAACCAUUUAUGUCGACAACGUUGAAUAAUUAAAACUGCCGAUCCCGUGGAAAAUCAAAUCCUAGCUCGCUUCUUUAUUUAUUUUUGCAUUGUAAUUGUACCUAUCUUACAAUGGCCCGUGAGUGUUUUAUGUUGUUUAUCAAUUUUAUGAUAAAUACACAUAUGUUUGUACAGAAUUAA
This is a messenger RNA of Macrosteles quadrilineatus (aster leafhopper), 1449 nucleotides long. RefSeq names its product cytochrome c1, heme protein, mitochondrial-like. Lineage: Eukaryota; Metazoa; Arthropoda; Insecta; Hemiptera; Cicadellidae. Gene Ontology annotation, biological process: mitochondrial electron transport, ubiquinol to cytochrome c. Gene Ontology annotation, molecular function: electron transfer activity; heme binding. Bases 227 to 1156 code for a protein of 309 amino acids. The transcript is spliced from 8 exons. The record is from RefSeq and is a predicted model, not a curated record.